GAAGUGAGGCCUCAUCAUUACAUACGUUCGAUUUUACCUGAGGGACCUGUCGGUCAAAAUGGUACAUUACGAUCAGGAGACGAAUUGUUGGAGGUAAAUGGUUACCGUUUGCUCGGUAUAAAUCAUAUGGAAGUAGUUAGCGUUUUAAAAGAAUUGCCUAUACACGUUCGUAUGGUUUGCGGAAGGAAUGUGGCCUCCCAGGAUCCAUUAUGUCCCAUCGAUACUGCUCAACAUCAAGCAGCCUUUCAAACCAGAAGUAUUCUUGGUGGAUCCCUUCAAAAUCUUUUACCGACAAUGGAUAGACUUGUAAAAGCAAAAUCUGAUGGAUCCUUGGCUUCAACUACUACGACCGCAACAGUUACUGACGCUAGCCUGAACAAAAUGAAGUCACGAUCAUUAGAACCAUUAACGGGCUUGGCUAUGUGGAGCUCAGAACCGCAAAUUAUCGAGCUGGUUAAAGGAGAGAGGGGCCUUGGGUUCUCCAUUUUGGAUUAUCAGGAUCCAAUGAACCCCAACGAAACUGUGAUAGUAAUAAGAUCGCUCGUUCCUGGUGGUGUGGCACAAGUCGAUGGCCAACUUAUACCAGGUGAUCGGCUUCUGUUCGUGAACGAUAUCGCUUUAGAGAAUGCAACUCUUGACCAAGCUGUUCAGGCUCUGAAAGGUGCACCAAAAGGAACCGUACGCAUAGGAGUGGCCAAGCCGUUACCCAUACCAGAUAGUAUCGUACAGAGGGUACCACCAAUCUGUACGGUUCGACGCAGCCGAAGCUUCCCGAACGAGAGUUCCGAAACGACCGAUCGUGCAGCCGAGUUUGAAGAUUUCCUUUCAUCGAGAUCGGGUAUGACCGACAUUUCGACCGGCGUUCAAGUUAUUGCCGAUAGAAAGGAAGAAGAUAAGAAUCGGAAACAACGUCAACGUCAGCAAGAACAACGGCAACGUUAUGAGGAGAAUGAAGAGCUGGAGGAGGAAGAGGAGGAGGAGGAGGAUCAUUGGAAAGAUGCUUUGCCAUUAACGCCAAUCUCAAGUCCUACGAAGUUGAAACAAUCAAUGAAAGAAAAAUCGAGGAUAUUAUCGAAGAAUGAAAAAGAAAUCGACUCGUCUAAUAGAUAUUAUCCAACUAAUGAUAAAAUUCAUACGGAGGAAGACGUAAUCACGCCAACGAUUGAGACAAUUUCGAUCGGGAAGGAUGGCAAAGAGAUUUAUGAAAUUCCAGACGUGAUAACGCGCGUAGAACAAGCUGCGCCAAAGGUUAAAUUAAAAGAGAAAGAUGAAGGAGAUAUUCGAGAAAGGGAUGAAGAUAUUAGAAAGAAACAGGAAGAUAAAGAUAAGGAUGUCGAGGGAAAGGAGAAGGAAGAAAAAGUUAUUGUCGAUUUGUCUGACGUAUCGGCAUUAAGAAGAAAGAAAUCGGAGGAAGAGAAAAGGAAGUGUCUUAAUACGUACGAUGGUACGGAGUCAAGGGAAGAAGGAAUAUCUACAGAAACAUUGGAUAAAUCCGAGGAAUCCUCCGAAAGGAUUUCGAAGAAGAGGAUAAGAAAUGAGAGGGAAGAUGAUGUUGUUGCCGGUGUUAAAAGGAGAUCGAAGAGAAGAGAGACAGAGAGAGAUAGAAGAUCAAAAGACGGGGAUACAAGUAGAAGGAGAAGAUCCAGGGAGGAGAGGAAGAGUCUGAAGGAACAGGAGUGCAUCGAGAGGGUCACUCAGUAUCUCAGGAAGCAUAGCUCGCUAACCGCAUUUAACGAGCCAGAGCCACCGGAGUACUCAUAUUCGACUUUCGACGAGGAUAGUUCGUUGUUACGUAGUUUGGACGACGAAAGAAAGAAACGAAUGGAAUUAGAGGCCAUCGUUCAGAAAGAAAAAGAAAAGGAUAAAAAAGAGAUAAAAGAGGAGGAAGAGAUUAAAAAGAAAAUGGACGAAGAUUUGAAUGUUAUUAAAAUCGUGGAAACGAAAUCUUCUUUAGACGAGAAAAAUAUAUCCGACGAUAUUAAGAUCGUCGAAUCUGAUCGAUCGAUAGAUGAAUUUAAUAUUAAUAAUAAAGAACAUGUACGUAUGGACGACGAACCAAACGUAAUCGUAGAUACGAUGGGAAUUAGAAGAACUGAAUCCGAUGGAUUCGGUGAAACUAUGAGAAGUUUAAGAAAUAAACGAUCAUUGAAACCAUCGAUAUCGGAUACCGAUGUUGUUAAAUCGAGUAAACGACCUAGCUCAUUGAGAAAAAGAAAAGAUAUGGUUUCUAAUGAAUCCUCAAAGGAAUCACUACUCGAGGAAUCGAAGAAGGAAGUUAGGAUAAGGGAAACCGUACAAGAGAUAUUCUUUGAGGAUAAUAGCGAUCAAUUGUCGACAUUAAUACCGGAAAUACAAUUGGUUAAAGCGAGGAUAAUUACGGCCGAGGAAGUGGCUAGUGCACGUUUCGAGGCUAAAGAUUUACGAAAAAUUGAAAUCUAUUCGCCGGCUGACGUUGUUUUUAUUCGUCAGGACGAUGAUACGAUCGAAAAGGGUCAAACAUCACGUGUAAUACCUUCUUCAUCUUCUUCAUCUUCCGAAUUAAAAUUGCCGUUAUUAGGUAAAUCAAUUUCGGAAAAUACUUUGACAAACGAUGAUAUUAUCAUAGACGAUAACAAAAUUUCUGAGAGAAACAUUAAGCCAGAAAUUUUAUUGGAUUUGUCGAAGGUAUCCGAAAUAGUGGAUGAUGAUACUAUAGUUACGGACAAAGAUAUAGAUAAUAAAGAUAAGAAGGUACUUAAUAGGACAGGUAGUGAAGGUUCAAAGAGAUCGUUCAUUGGUGCAAAAGAGAAAUUCUUUGAUAAACGUGACGUUAAGAUUAGUGCUCCUCUAUCGUUGCCUAGUGAACCGAAAUCGGAACUGACAGAGGACGUUUUAGUGAUUCGUAAAGAUGUUAAGAAAUUAGAAGAAGACAUAUCCAAGGAUUUCGAUGGCAAAGAAUCGAGCUUGGAAGAACGUGCAGACCGUGAGGAGAAAAGGAAACAGGAACAGCGACAACAACAACAACAACAACAACAACAACAACAACUGUUACAGCUACAACAGGAACAGGAACAGGAACAACAGCAGGAAUCAAAGAAAUCUUUAACAGAGGAAGACGUUAUCAAGGAGAAAAAGGAAGAAUUAAGUGGGGAAGUAGUAGAUUAUGAAAAAAUCCUCCGACAGCAGGUGGAGGAACGUCCGCUGCUGGAGGAGGAUAAAACAUUAUUGACUUGUCAGGAGGAGGAUAAUUUGAUAAGUAAGGAACAUUCCUUGGAAUAUCAAAGUCAGACAUUAGAGAGUCAAUUGGAAUCUUUGACUUCAGCUGAACCAACGGUAGUACCAGUUGUCCCAAGGAAUUUCUUCAAAUCUGUACCGGACAGUUGGAAGCGCGAGGUCAACGAGGAAAGUUUCGACGAUAUAGAAAGAAGUUACAAGGAGACACAAUCAUCGCCACGUGAGAAACGUGAAGUUGAAACACAGACGGUACAAGAGACGAAAAGUACUCAAUGUAGUCCGGAUCAAAGUUUAUCGAGUACAGCGGAGAUCUUUGAGACGGCCGGGAUACACGUGGCAUUGAGAUUUUAUCAAAGUCCAAAGAGGGAAGUUCAAACGCAAACCCAAGGUGAAAGUAAAAGUAUUCAAUGCUCGUUGGAUGAUUUAAUAUAUCAUGAAUUAUCGUUUGAUCCACGAUUACUUGGUAAAACGUUCGACAAUUUAGUUAAAACCGAACGAAUACAAAUUCAAGAGUCUAAGAGCGUACAAUGUAUACCGGAGGAUAUCUCGAGUGAGCCAAAGUUUAAAUCAAUAGUGGAUAACAAGAAGUUGAAGGAGGAGGAGAGGAAGAAGAAGAAGAAGAAGGAGGAUUCGUUAUUAGGUUUACGUAAAGAAGUAGAAGUUCAAACUUAUCAAGAAUCAAAAGCCGUUCAAUGUACCGACGAAGAGUUACAAUCUUACGAGACUGAUCGUACUUUAGAUAAAUCAUCGAACAGACCGGAUAGCUUAACAACCACUCGAAAUACCGAAAUCUCUUUGGUUCCCUCGUCCCGUAAACUUGCCACGGUUGUCUUUGUCGAGGGUAAAACUAUCAUGACGGUCACGCAAAGAGAUCACGAUGGUAACAUCGCCUGGUCUAAUCAUUGGGGACCAGAAAGGCUCGUAGAAAUUUACAGAGAACCCAAAACCAGCUUGGGACUUAGCAUAGUAGGUGGAAAGGUCGAUUUGCACAAUGGCAGCUCCAGUAAGUCGCAGAACAUAUCUGGAAUAUUCAUAAAGAAUGUUUUGCCUAACAGUCCAGCUGGAAGAACUGGAGAGUUAAAGAUCGGUGACAGAAUAAUCGAAGUUGACGGCGUGGAUCUACGGAAUAGUACGCACGAGCGAGCGGUCGAGGUCAUUCAAGCGGCCGGAAAUCCUGUCUGCCUCCUCGUCCAAUCUCUGGUGCAUCUGAGUACCGAGAACGAGAGCAAUUCUCAAGAUGGUAGAAGCAAAAGUCGUUUGCCCGUGUCUGGCGUAGCUCCUGGAACACCCACAGCAUCAUUUCGACAAAAACCUUCGCCGAUAUCACCAGUCAGAUCCAUCACGCCGGAAGUGAUUCAGGGUGGUGUCGAAGACAGUGACAAAACUCCUUCGAGAGAUUUCAAAAGGCAGAGUAUAAGAAGUACAGAUGGCGCUGGUCCUAGUGCACGAAGAUCCUCCAUGAAAAAAUCGGUACGUAAAAAGGCGCCAUCGCCGCCAAUAAAUCCUGGAAUAUUACGUGAAGUUAGCGAGGAACGGGAGGAUCAUGGUCCACCUGUGCAAAAACCACCCGCAAAGAAAUACUCCUCGGAGGAAAGUUCCGAGGAGGAGGAUAUACGUGAAUUGGAGGGUAACGUUUAUACGAAGAGCGGAAUGGAGAUAUCCAGAAAGAGUGCUGGCAAUGUAAAAAGAUCGAAGGCCGAGAUCGAUGCUGAUCCAGAAGAAGAGGAUGAAUUUGGUUACACAAGUAUGAAGAUACAAAAGAAAUAUCACAAUCUGGGUCACAAGGUACUAAUGGUGAAGGUAGAAAAAGAACGUGGUAGUUUGGGUAUAUCUCUUGCCGGUCACAAGGACAGAAAUCGAAUGGCUGUCUUCAUUUGUGGCAUCAAUCCGAAUGGUUCUGCUCAUAAAGUUGGUGGACUUGCCGUUGGCGACGAAAUACUCGAAGUGAAUGGUAUGGUGUUAAAAGGAAGAUGUCACUUGAACGCUUCGGCAUUGAUAAAGUGUAUGGCCGGUUCAUUCUUCAAGAUCAUAGUACUUCGAAAAACGCAUGGGACGGAUGAUAUAGCUGUAAAACCAUUGGUCCAAUUCCCACCUAUCUUAGACGAGAGCGAACAAUUUAGCGGAUACAAAGGAGUCCGUGUUGUCCCAGUAAAAAAGGGACAAUACGGUCUUGGUAUAAUGAUCAUCGAGGGUAAGCACGCUGAGGUUGGUCAAGGAAUAUUCGUUUCGGAUAUACAGGAAGGUAGUGCUGCUGAACAGGCAGGUUUGCAAGUCGGUGAUUUGAUUCUAGCCGUUAACAUAGAUUGUCUUCUCGGCUCGACUUACGAUGAGGCUACGAGUCUCUUGAAGAAGGCCGAGGGCGUCGUUAAGUUGACCGUUUGUAAUCCAAAUCAAAGUAAAAUUGGUCAAGAUGGUAAAGAGAUAAAGCCCCCUGAGCCCGAAGUUAAACCAGUGGAAAAAAAAGAACCAGAAAAACCGAAGGAACCAGAGCCACCUCAGGAUCCAAAGGAUUGUAAGAUUCAAGUUGGAAAGGAUACUACUAUAGAAUUUCAAAAAGAAAAGGACAAGGGAAUAGGUUUCACUAUAACUGGUGGUAGUGACACACCAAUGAGCGGCGUAUUUAUUCUGGAAGUAUUUCCUGAUGGAGCAGCUGGUAAAGAUGGCCGAUUACAAGCUGGGGAUCAAAUUCUUGAUAUAUGCCAAGAAAGUUUCAAAUCUAUCGAACAUGAGAAAGCUCAUGCUGCAGUAUUGAAAAUUACGGGAACAAUAAUUAUGGUGGUACAUAGAAGCGAUAAAUCUCCGGAAGAGGUUGAGGUCGAAUUACAAAAGAAAUCAGGCAAAGGAGCUGGUCUCUGUUUGACCGGAUUUAAAAGUGGCAAGGGUGCUUACGUUUCCGAUCUGUUACCAGGUGGUAGUGCUUUGGAAAGUGGUAAAAUUUGCAAAGGCGAUCGAGUCGUAGCCAUUUGCGGACAGGACGUACGCGAAGCACCGGUCGAGGAUAUCGCGGUUCACAUCAAAGUUUCCAAUCCGGUGCAACUCAAAUUGGCUAGGUACAAGUCCGCUAAGCAAUGACAGGGUUCUGCGGGCGGAACUCUAAAAAUUUAUCGGAAAGAAACCAAAAGGAGAAUAAUUCACAGACAGCGUGGAUAACUAGUGUGAUAUAAUAUAACAAAUAUAAUAAUAAUAUAUCUAUUCGUAAUGCUUAAGCUAAUUGAUCAUAAUGACGAAUUUAACAAUAUUACUCGACAAGACGUAUCACCACCAAAUAUCUAUGUACGAUUCCGAGCGAUUUUCUUUCUUUUUCAUCUUUUCAAAAGAGUGCAUAUAUGAAUUUAAAAGAAUACGUGUAUGCGCGUACGGAGAAGAAAGAAGAAGAAGAAGAAGAGGAAAAAAAAAAGAAAAAGAAAAUGACAAACGAAAACAAGUGAAAGCAAGCAAACGAACGAAUGAAACAAAAAAAAAGAAAAAUAAAUAAAUAAAUAAAUAAAUAAGAAAAAGAUAUGACACAUAAACGUAGCCAUUACGGAGGGAACCAAAAGUCGUCGAAUCGCUUGAUCGAUUUAAAAAAAAAAAACGGGAAAAGGAAAAAGAGAAAAAAUAAAGAACAAGAAAAAAAAAGAAACAAAAACAAAGCUAGUCGAUGAAGAGAGAGAGAAAACAAAAAAGAAAAAAGGAAAAAAAGAAAAAAAAAAAGAAAACAAAAUUAAAAUUAAACAAACAACCAAAAGGACGUGAGCUUUUUUUUUCAAAGGGCCUCGUCGACCUUGUAAAGAUUCCGUCUGCCGUGAUUUUUUUAAUCCGGCAAGUAGCCGAUACAUGAUUACUAUACACGUUAUUACUACUAUUACUACUACUAUUACUAUUACUAUUACUAUUACUACUACUACUACUACUACUACUAUUAUUAUUAUUAUUAUUAAUUAUUAUUACCAUUACUAUAUUACUAUUAUUAAUUAUGAAACAAUAUAUAUAUACAUAUGAGAAGAAAAAAAAAAGAGUAUUUAUGCAAUCCUAGAGACUAAUAUUGUAAUAGCUCCGAGUACGACUCGCCUUUUAGUAUUAUAAAUCGUAGAAGAUAAUUAUUAUAAAAAAAAAA
Messenger RNA from Vespa mandarinia (Asian giant hornet), 7309 nucleotides. RefSeq names its product multiple PDZ domain protein. The record is from RefSeq and is a predicted model, not a curated record. NCBI's taxonomy places the organism in Eukaryota, Metazoa, Arthropoda, Insecta, Hymenoptera, Vespidae. Gene Ontology annotation, molecular function: protein binding.